UGGCGCACAGUCCCUUUCCUGUGGAAAGCAAUGGGGGAGAGUGAAGCCUGAGGUAGCGGGGCCGGGGCCACAAGGUGCGGGGAGAGGGGAUGAGGUGACGGCCGCCAUGGCGAGCGACGGAGGCAGGAAGCAGUUCUGGAAGCGGAGCGGCGCGAAAGUGCCGGGCAGCAUUCAACAUGUCUAUGGAGCUCAGCAUCCACCUUUUGAUCCAUUAUUGCAUGGAACUUUGAUAAAACCAGGUUCAAAGCCACCUACAACUCCAGUGAAACUGAAGAAAGUUAGCACUUUCCAAGAAUUUGAAAGUAACACAAGCGAUGCUUGGGAUCUUGGGGAUGAUGAUGAUGAACUCUUAGCAAUAGCUGCUGAAAACUUAAAUACAGAAGUGGUCAUGGAAACGGCUCACAAAGUAAUUCAGAACCACAGCAAGCUACAAGAACAGCAUAAAUUUCAGGAAGAACAUCUACAGGAAGAAAAACAAGCAGAAUCUGCAGACCUGACCCCAAUUGUCUGUGGUGAUAAUAGGCUUGUUAAAUCAGUCAGUGAAGGUCAUACAUCAACUUCAUCAGAUAAUGCUAGUGAAAAUACUUCCAUGCAGAGGUCGCAGUCACUUCCACAAACUUCCACAUCUCCCUUGGUGAGUGGAAUGGCAGAAUAUAGUACCUCAGCUACUACUGCAUUAACUGAAAGAGAUGCAUUCCGAUUAGACAAAUUUAAACAGCUACUUGCUGGCCCCAAUACAGAUCUUGAAGAAUUACGGAAAUUGAGUUGGUCUGGCAUUCCCAAAAGGGUUCGUCCAAUUGCAUGGAAGCUUCUUUCGGGCUAUCUUCCUGCAAAUGUAGACCGAAGAGAAAGCACUUUACAAAGAAAACGCAAAGAGUAUUUUGCAUUUGUUGAACAAUACUAUGAUUCCAGAAAUGAUGAAAAUCACCAAGAUACCUAUAGACAGAUCCAUAUAGAUAUCCCACGCAUGAGUCCUGAAGUUUUAAGGCUUCAGCCCAAAGUAACAGAGAUCUUUGAAAGAAUUUUGUUUAUCUGGGCAAUACGUCAUCCAGCCAGUGGAUAUGUUCAGGGCAUGAAUGAUCUUGUUACCCCCUUUUUUGUAGUCUUCGUUUGUGAAUAUAUAGAAGAGGAGGAAGUGGAAAAUUUUGAUGUUUCCAGUCUGCCUGAAGAAGUGCUGCAGAACAUAGAAGCUGACAGUUACUGGUGCAUGAGCAAGCUGCUUGAUGGCAUUCAGGAUAACUACACAUUUGCACAGCCAGGAAUUCAGAAGAAAGUGAAAAUGUUGGAAGAACUUGUUAGUCGAAUCGAUGAACAGGUUCAUAAGCAUUUGGAUCAGCACGAGGUGAAAUAUUUGCAAUUUGCUUUCCGUUGGAUGAAUAACCUGCUGAUGAGAGAAGUCCCUUUACGGUGUACCAUCAGGUUAUGGGACACAUACCAAGCUGAACCAGAGGGGUUUUCUCACUUCCACCUAUACGUCUGUGCAGCCUUCCUUGUUAGGUGGAGGAAAGAAAUCCUGGAGGAGAAAGAUUUUCAAGAGUUGCUGAUAUUUUUGCAAAACUUGCCCACGGUACACUGGGGAAAUGAAGAAAUUAGUGUACUACUAGCAGAGGCCUACAGACUGAAGUUUGCAUUUGCAGAUGCCCCCAAUCAUUACAAGAAAUGAAUAUAAAGAACCAGAAAUCAUUCAGACCCGACAUGUUCUGCAGUAUUAUGGCGUGUGUCGUCCUGGUUGUGCUUUCAGCUCAUUGCUCUUUCAUUUGAAUUAAGAUGACCAUUAAAAUUCUGUUAGAAUUUGCAGAAUGAGAACAGAAUACCAAAGAAAUGGCCAAAGUCAGAUAUCAAGCAGUGAAGAAACUUGAAAGUGAACUUUUCCGUUCAGCAUGAAAAAUGAGUUCAGAAGUCUGUCACUUCAUUUUCUUCUUUUUUUCUCAUCUCUAAUUAGGAGAAUUGCAGUCUGUCUGGUUUCUCUUGAGCAGUUUUUUAUGUGUUUCCAAGGCUUAAAGCUACUUAUGGAAUGAUUUUGUCAUUACUUGUGUUUUACCUUCCUUGACUUUUAUCAGCCAGUUUUGGCCAGUAAAAGUCAUUUAUUUUGAGUAGAAAAAAAAAACCCAACCCCAUUUCAUAGUCAUAAAGACCAGAUGAGACAGCAAGUCCUGUGUUUUAAGGUAGAGUUACAAUGCAGAAGACAGAGUUAUUCACACACCAUCUGUUGUUUCUCCAUGGAAUCGGGUUAGAGUACUUCAGUGACAUAAGAAUAUAAAAGGCUGCAAUGGAAAUGGGUGGCAUUUCUCUAAAUGUUACUCAGUCUUUCAGGGCGCUGUAGAGGCUUUGUAGCCAUACAAAGGAGUUAUUUAAAGACAGAGAGUCGUGUGUAUCACUAAAAUAAAUCCUGCUCUGUGUAUUUUGGAGUGCUUUUAAAAUAUCAAAUGAGAUAGAAGGCAUGGUCUUGUCAAAGUAAUUAAAGCUUUUCUUUCAAGGCCUUUCAGUUUUUCAGCAUGAAAGUUCACUUUUAAGAAACGUGUUAAGAAGCUUGAUUUGCAAAGCAAGAUGUAUUUUUAUCUCAGUUGUUGCCUUAUACUCCAUUUCUAACGUGUUAGAAAAGGAAAAUUAAUCUACCUUUCCAAAGCUUUUUUGUUAAUUAAUAUUACUUUUUUCUUUUCCUAAUUACUCAGAGGAAGUGAGGAGGAUGGUUCCCAGUAACUAUAACUAUGUACUCAGAUCACUCUUGUAUCAUUAGCAGAAUAAAAGUCCUCUAUGGCUUUAUAGAAUGAAGUUAACAUUUCUUCAUAUAAUCUUGGGAUACUGAAUAAUUUCUUACAGCUUACAUAAUUUAAAUGCACUAUUUAUUUUCAAGAAAUAUUUUCAGAUAUGAAUUCUGAUGUUGCUCUGUUCCAUGUAAAUAAGUUGUAUUAAUUUGUACCUACCCUACUCAUACAGAUUGUUAAGGGUGAGAGUUGCAAUAAACAAUAUAGUGGAAGCUGGGAAUUGUUGUUCAUAUGUUUAGUUCUUGAGUUGCACAACACUGCACAGAAAGUAGUGCACUUUUUAGUUUGGGAAACAUGAUCUUCAAGAGGUUUUCUCUUAUGACUUGUUAUUGGAAGGUUAUUUUCAAGCCCUUAAAAAUAGACACAUAUUUUGAAGAAAGCUUUCUAGAUGUAUUCUCUGCAUUACUUGUUUCAGGAAGCCUUAGGUUCUUGACACUGACUUUAUAAUAAUAAGGUGUUUCAGGGUAAAUAGAAUAAAACACAUCUUUACCAACGUGAUUAUGAGAUCUGUAUUUAAAAAAAUACAUGAAAACUUUCACAGAAAGGAAAAAAAAAUCAGAACCAGUAGUGUUUGAUGACUAGGGUGUAUUUCUGUUCCACUGGUGUCAGCUGAGGGUUUUGGUUGUGAUGGCCUCCUAGAUUGCUGCGUUUGUGCCUAGAGUGUGCAGUGGAUCUCUUUCUGAAGUGUCCAUAAACUGUUUUCCAUAAACUCAGUUCAUGGUCUAAUGUAUUGAAAUUUAUGUUUACAGGGAAUAUCAUAUUGUGCCUAACAGAGUGUCUACCAAUAACAGAAUAAAAGAAGUCUGAGAUUUAUUACCAUUUGCUUUAAACUUAGUAGCUACAAUCAUUUGUUAAUAGAAAUAUGUAUUAUUGUAACGAGAGAGGACACACAGCAUUAAAUGUACAAUGUUGUAAGAGUUUUCUAUGCUUAAUUUUUUUCUGUUAAGAUGUUAUUAAGCUGAUUACAUGUAACAUGGAAAGUUGACCCAAAGUCGUCUGUUGUGUCACAUGCUCCUGCAUAACGUUUAUGGGACUGAAAGUAUAAAAUUUCCUUCAUUUGGUCCACAUUAAGUUGUUUGCCAUGUCUUCCAAAUUCAUCAGGUGCCUCUUACUUCCCCUGGAAGAAAGUAUUAAACAUUAGAGGCCACAUUUACAGUUGUGUCUGUGUCAGAAGUUGAAUAUUGUACUUGAGCACAUUGCUUUUUUUAAGGAGAGUGGGAAGUUUCCUAAUAUAGUAACAAUGCUUAUAUAUAUAGCUACAGAUUUUCCAGGAAAAUAUGAUACAGCUAUAUAAAUAACAUUUAUACAUCUAUACAUAAAGGAAUCAUUUUCAGCAAACAGAAGGCCAAAAUGUAUGUAAAAUUUCAAAUUUUCAAUGCUUUAAGCUUUACACAAAAUACAUAAUUUUAUUGAAAAGAUACCACCUUUCAUUUAACAGUUCUACAUCUCAGGUAAAAUGUCAUUCCAAGGAAAGUAUUACAUAGGAAAGGAAAUAUCAUUAUUACAUCCCAAAUACUCAAUUUUUUUCCCCACAAUUCAAUAUUCUGAACAUUAUGAAAUUCCUUUGUAAUAUGCAUUUUCUUACAAAGCAGGCACCUUGACACAUCACUAGUAAAAUUGGGCAGUAAUUUCCUACAACUCAUGUGAAAUACUGAGAGUGUGUCUGAAAUGUUUGUUAAGGAAUUUGUGUAAUAAAACUUUAAAGCAAUGUACAAUAUAAAAAAAUUUAUGACUACAGUAUUUGAAAAAUGUAAAUAACAAAUUAGAUAACUAUGUAAAUACAGCACAUGGUGUAAUAACUUCAAAUCUUAUGUAACUUUCUGAUAGAAGAAUUUAGGUUGGCUCAGUUCUUUAUGGAAAUGCCCAUGGAUUUGUUUUUAACUUCAGAACUACAGAUUUAGAAGUACAUGAAAUUCCAUGGUUUGCUUCUGACAAAUAUUGACACUGAGACACUGGUUAAAAAUGUAAAUUUGAUGAAAGCUGAGGAAAUAAAUGCAUAUUUAUGAAGCACUA
This is a messenger RNA of Pogoniulus pusillus (Red-fronted tinkerbird), 4778 nucleotides long. RefSeq names its product TBC1 domain family member 22A (gene TBC1D22A). The transcript is spliced from 13 exons. The record is from RefSeq and is a predicted model, not a curated record. The coding region runs from base 107 to 1663 and encodes 518 amino acids. Gene Ontology annotation, molecular function: GTPase activator activity. Gene Ontology annotation, biological process: activation of GTPase activity. NCBI's taxonomy places the organism in Eukaryota, Metazoa, Chordata, Aves, Piciformes, Lybiidae.